Messenger RNA from Fusarium sp. VM40, 1650 nucleotides. Lineage: Eukaryota; Fungi; Ascomycota; Sordariomycetes; Hypocreales; Nectriaceae. The record is from the annotation of a GenBank genome assembly.
AUGGGAUUCCUCACAUUUAAUCAGUCUAGGUCUUGGAUGGUCGCCUCGAAGCUGCAAAAGCGUUCGCUCCUCAUUGCAGUCAAUGGCUUGGCCGGCAUGUCCAUAUUCUUCUUCGGUUACGAUCAAGGGCUUAUGGGCGGUGUGAAUCAGAGUACUGAUUACAUCUAUCGCAUGGGCUUGGGUCAUAUUGGCCCGGACGGAAGCCCUGUUAUCACCGAAACACUCCUCCAGGGAGGAAUCAUGGCCAUAUUCUACCUCGGUACGCUAGUCGGCUGUCUUGCAGGUGGUGCUUUUGGCGAUAAAUACGGACGCAUUGGUACUGUUGGUCUAGGAGCCGCGUGGGCCAUCUUUGGCGCUGCUCUUCAAUCAUCUGCUAUGAACCCAUCUUGGAUGCUUGGUUCUCGUUUCGUUAACGGUAUUGGAACUGGCAUACUCAAUGGUAUCGUGCCAGCUUGGGCGUCUGAACUUGCCGACCAUACGAGCCGAGGAACCUUUAUUGCUAUGGAGUUCACGCUGAACAUCUUUGGCGUUGUGGUGGCAUACUGGCUAGCGUAUGGCGUCAGCUUCAUCGAUAACGGCGAGUCCGAAAUCCGCUGGCGCUUCCCCAUCGCUUUCCAAAUUCUUCCCCUUCUGUUCCUUCUUGUCGUUUGCUGGGCGUUCCCAGAAUCCCCUCGGUGGCUGGUUAAGGCUGGCCGAAACCAAGAGGCUCUAUUUAUUUUGGAACGCCUCCGAGGUACGGAAGGUGACGAUGCUGGAAUUGCUGAAGCUGAGUACAACGACAUUCGCAAUGUCAUUGAACUAGAAAGGAGCUCCGAGAACACAUCAUAUAUCCACAUGUUGUUUGGUAUCAAGUCUGGAAAGCUUCACACAGGCCGAAGAGUGCAGUUGGUUAUGUGGUUGCAAAUAAUCCAAUGCUGGACUGGUAUUGCUGGGGUAACCAUGUAUGGACCAACCAUCUUCCAUAUCGCAGGUUUCGGACCUGAGAAAACACAGUGGGUUGCUGGACUGAACAACAUCUUCUACAUGUUCUCAACCUUGAUUUGCGUCUUUACUAUCGAUCGCAUUGGUCGUCGAUGGACUCUAUACUGGGGUUCGGUCGGGCAAGCCAUCUCCAUGGCCCUCGUCGGCGGGCUUUCUCGUGGAGGCCUAGAUGCUCGAGCAGACGGUAAUAUUAACGUUGCCAACCAGUGGGGAGCUGCUGCUGCGUCGAUGGUGUAUCUAUAUACCUUUGUAUUUGGUGCUACUUGGCUCACUGUUCCUUGGCUCUACCCGGCUGAGAUUUUCCCUAUCCACAUCCGAGCUAAGGGAAACUCUUGGGGUGUUGUUGGAUGGAGCAUUGGAAAUGGCACUCUUACUCUUCUGCUUCCCUACAUUGUUAACGCCAUUAACGAAAAGAUGAUGUACAUCUUUGCUGCAGUCAACGUCAUCAGCAUCCCAAUCGUCUAUGCUUUGUACCCCGAAUCCAACCAACGAACCCUCGAGGAGAUGGAUCUCCUAUUUGCAGCUCCUACCCCCUGGGCCUGGGAUGCGGAGAAGACCUUUGCAGCUCUCAAGGAAGAGAUGGGUGGAGUGGGAGGGCUAAAGGGACAGGGUUAUGAUAUCGAAGCCAAGGGAGAGCCCUUGCCCACCCAACAUGUCGAGAGCAAGUAG